AUGUAUUCCAACGUUCUCUUCAACCAGAGCGACCGAUUGUCCGUAGAAACUCCUCCAUUCCAGGAACAAGAGAAUAUUCAUGAGAUCAAGACCAACGAUCACUCUUUUGUUCGGCCAAACAUUCACGCAAAAAUUGAGAAAGGCUUCUUUCUCAGCGGCAAUCUCUGGACUUGUUAUCGGAGAAAUUACUUCUGGGUGCAAUGCUCGUACGAGCUUGACCCGCAUACGUCACACCGGCCGCUAUACCUUCAACGGCCAGACAGAAAAGGGCAACUAGAACAGAUUCAGGCCUUCGCAGUGUCGCUUAGUGCUGUAGUAGAUGGUAUGCCUGGGAAGACGGUUGAUCUUGUCCAACAUACGCCAAAGCGUGAUAAGGGACUACAAACCACUAUCCCCAUUACAAAGCUCUGGCCUACCCCACCUGGGUCGAAGCAUCCCCAUCUUACGGACACGGCAUACCCAUUGAGCGCUGGCGGUUAUGGGCCGCAGCAUCCUCAGCCGAUGAGCAGUCCUCGCCUCCCACUUCAAGGAGCACCCGACUCCAACCAACUCCCUCCUACAGACACUUCGACCAGCAGCCCUUCGAGCUCAGCCGGCUAUUCAUCUUCCACGAGCGUGCACAAUCAAAGCAACACCACUCACACAUUCGAGCGAGUCCAGUUCAAGAGUGCGACAGCGAACAACGGCAAGAGACGUGCUCAGCAGCAGUACUACCGUGUUAAUGUUGAGCUCUACGUCGACAUUCGUCAAAAAGGUGCUAAUGACCCCAUGUGGGUCAUGGUCGCGCGGCGUUCUAGCUGUCCACUCGUCGUCCGCGGCCGCAGCCCAAGCCACUAUAAAAGUGAAGGACCAAACAGCGCUGGACGGGGUGGCAUAAGCAGCCAUGUUUAUGGA
Molecule: messenger RNA, 894 nt
Organism: Westerdykella ornata
Lineage: Eukaryota; Fungi; Ascomycota; Dothideomycetes; Pleosporales; Sporormiaceae
Product: p53-like transcription factor
Exons: 1
Biological process (GO): meiotic cell cycle; positive regulation of transcription by RNA polymerase II
Cellular component (GO): nuclear chromosome
Molecular function (GO): DNA-binding transcription factor activity; DNA binding
Source: RefSeq, a predicted model, not a curated record